AGGAACAUGGGUCCAGAACCCUCUAAGCCAAGGGUCUUGGGCUUAUAUAUACCCAAGUCUUAGCCACUUAUUUGAACACAACAACACACAACAUGGGUUCUUCAUUUUGGACAGUGUGUUUGAUUCUAGCAUCACUUGUUUCUUCUUCAUUCUGUGCUCUCCCAAGGAAGCCAGUGGAUGUACCAUUUGGUAGAAACUAUUACCCUACUUGGGCUUUUGAUCAUAUCAAAUACUUCAAUGGCGGUUCUGAGAUUCAGCUUCAUCUUGAUAAGUCCACUGGUACUGGUUUUCAGUCCAAAGGUUCAUACUUGUUUGGUCAUUUCAGUAUGAACAUUAAGAUGGUUCCUGGUGAUUCUGCUGGAACAGUUACUGCUUUCUACUUAUCUUCACAAAAUGCUGAACAUGAUGAGAUAGAUUUCGAGUUCUUGGGGAACAGAACAGGACAACCUUACAUUUUACAAACAAAUGUGUUCACUGGUGGACAAGGUAACAAAGAACAAAGGAUAUUUCUUUGGUUUGAUCCAACAAAAGAAUUUCACAGAUACUCCAUUCUAUGGAACAUGUACCAGAUUGUUUUCUAUGUGGAUGAUGUUCCAAUAAGAGUGUUCAAGAACAGCAAAGAUUUAGGAGUGAAAUUUCCAUUUGACCAACCAAUGAAAAUAUACAACAGUUUAUGGAAUGCAGAUGAUUGGGCAACAAGGGGUGGAUUAGAGAAAACAGACUGGUCAAAAGCACCAUUCAUAGCAGGAUACAAAAGCUUCCACAUUGAUGGGUGUGAAGCAUCUGUUAAUUCAAAAUUCUGUGCAACACAAGGAAAGAGAUGGUGGGAUCAAGCUGAGUUUCGUGAUCUUGAUGCAGCUCAAUGGCGUAGCUUAAAGUGGGUGAGAGAAAAAUACACCAUUUACAAUUACUGCACUGAUAGAAAACGUUUACCUCAAAUUCCCUCCGAAUGCAAAAGAGAUGGUGACAUUUGAAUUUUCAUGCAUACUUUUACCACUUACUUUACCAUAAAUCUCUUCUCGUAAGUAUUUGUAUCAUAAAUUAUUUGUUCUUGUCUUGUCACCGUUAUAUCAUUUGAUCAACUAUGUAAUAUUUCAAGGUUGAAUCUAAGGGAGCCUUUAUAUAUGUAUCUGUAAUUCUAUAUUGAUUGGUCAUUUAUCAAGAAAAAUAACAUUUGUUUGCUAUUG
This is a messenger RNA of Lathyrus oleraceus (garden pea), 1187 nucleotides long. RefSeq names its product xyloglucan endotransglucosylase/hydrolase 1. Gene Ontology annotation, molecular function: hydrolase activity, hydrolyzing O-glycosyl compounds; xyloglucan:xyloglucosyl transferase activity. The transcript is spliced from 4 exons. The coding region runs from base 93 to 974 and encodes 293 amino acids. The record is from RefSeq and is a predicted model, not a curated record. Gene Ontology annotation, biological process: xyloglucan metabolic process; cell wall biogenesis. Lineage: Eukaryota; Viridiplantae; Streptophyta; Magnoliopsida; Fabales; Fabaceae. Gene Ontology annotation, cellular component: apoplast; cell wall.